AUGAUGGCGACAGUGCGCCGCGUUAUGUGUGUGCUUGCUCUCGCGCUUUGCUGUGUGGCCUUGUGCGUGGCUGCGGAGCCCCAGCAGGAGCCGCUGGAGAAAUACGUGAGCCGUGCAUCGCCCCACAGUGGUGGUGUGCCGUCUGCCACGGCGCAAGUUGGACACGCCAGGAGGGGUGCAGUGAAGGCCGUGGAGGCAUCAGUGAGUCGUCUGGAGCCGGGGUCUGCGAUGGCUGCGUCGAGUAAUACUCUGAGACUCACUUUGGCGGCGAAGGAGGUAGCGGAGAAUGCCAAAACUGAUGCUGUUGCAGCCGUACAUGCAGUUGAAAAGGCUUUGACUAACUUAAUGGCAACCAAUUCGACAGUGAAAGUGGCUUAUGAAGCAUUGAGCAAACUGAAUAAAUCAUUGGCUGUUUCUGGGAAGAAGUAUGGUAUGUUCAAGAAUAGUGCUGAAUUUAAAAAGGGAGGUUUCAGAUGCGGCCAAAAAAACCAAUGA
Messenger RNA from Trypanosoma grayi, 495 nucleotides. RefSeq lists its product as hypothetical. The record is from RefSeq and is a predicted model, not a curated record. NCBI's taxonomy places the organism in Eukaryota, Euglenozoa, Kinetoplastea, Trypanosomatida, Trypanosomatidae. The coding region runs from base 1 to 495 and encodes 164 amino acids. The transcript has a single exon.